Molecule: messenger RNA, 1544 nt
Organism: Drosophila navojoa
Lineage: Eukaryota; Metazoa; Arthropoda; Insecta; Diptera; Drosophilidae
Product: ketohexokinase
Biological process (GO): fructose metabolic process
Molecular function (GO): ketohexokinase activity
Source: RefSeq, a predicted model, not a curated record
UUUGUCAUUUGGCACAAGAUUUGAAAGUUACAUUCAUAAAAUUCCAAAAAUAUGAAAAAACAGAUUGUUAAGGAGUUCAUAACUGUGAAGAAGGUGCGAUAUUUGCCAAGAGAGGAGCCACCACCGCCUCCACCGCCACCACGCCGAGUGCUCAUAGUGGGUCGCUGUACCUUGGAUGUCAUCAACAUAUGCAACGAGCAGCCAAAGCCCGGCAUCAUCGAGCGCACCGAUGAGGGUUUCUGGCGGCUUGGCGGCUAUGCCCCGAAUACAUGUUGCGUCCUGCGGCGUUUGGGCACCACCUGCGAGUUUCUCGGUCAGCUGACCAAGGUGCCCGCUUUCGAGAGCCUAACGAACAGCUUCCAGGCCAUGGGCAUAGAGAUUUCCAAUUGCCCGCGUACCAACCAACAGCCGCCGCAUCGCAUCAUCGUCGCAGUGCGCGGCAAGGCUCAGCAGUCGACCGUGGAGUACACGAAUCAUUCACAUGAGCUCACCUAUCAGCAAUUCGUGGGCGCCGUUGACUACCGCCAAUACUGCUGGAUACACUUCGAGUUGCGCAAAACCGGAGAGACCAUCCGCAUGGUGCGCGCUGUGCGUGCAUACAAUGAACGCAGUCCCGACGCUUACAUUGUGCUGUCUGUGGACCUGGCCGACAUGAAGCCCCAGAGCUGUCUCAUGGCCGCCUUGGCCGACUAUGUGCUCAUCCGCAAACAGCUUAAGGUGGACAACGGCUACAUGAAUGGCCGAGAAACCGUGUGGGCAGUGCGCGACGUGAUGGAUGUCGCACGCAGGCGAUGGCAGAGUAAGCAGCCAAAGAAGAGUCCAUACAUAACUGAGGAAAUACCAGAGCUGGAUCCGGUUACGUGCAGAAAGAUAACAUCUCACCAGCCGAUUAUAAUAUACAACAACUAUGAAGAGGGCGCCAGUUGCCUAAUGCCCGACGGCAAGUACUUCAAAGUGGGCCCACACAAGCCGCAAAAGAUCGUCGAUGCCAUUGGCGAGGAGGAGACCUUCGUGGGCGCCUUCAUCUAUGCCAUGCAGGGGGACAAGAUGUCAAUGCGCGAUGCCAUUGAAUAUGCCACACGAGCUGCCUGCUUCAAGGUCUCCAUAUAUGGCUUUGAUCAAAUGCGCUGCAUGCCCAAGGAUCUAGUGGCGUGCUAUCACGCCUGAUGCAAUGGGUGUACCUAAGAAAUGUUUGUUAAAAAAUUGUAUGAAUGGAAAAGCAAUGCAUUUUCGAUUGUUGGUGAAUCGUAGAAUCGACAUAGAUAGCGACACUCAUUUCGGAAGUCGGCAAUCAAGUGGGGCAUAUUGAUGUUUAGCUGGUUAAUUAUCAACCCAAUUCGCGUCGAUAAGAAACGGUAAACACCUGAACAGGGAUCAGAUAAGGUGUAAAAGAACAUUCUUCGACUGACUAACAACUAGAAUUUCAUUACCAUAAGCAAACAAAUUGUAACCCCCAAUCUGGCAUCGGAAAUGAGCUGAUAAAUUCAUAGCCAGUCUGCUUUUAGUGCCAUAAAAGUGGAGCCGAUAUCAAAGGUGUGAAGCAU